Messenger RNA from Argiope bruennichi, 4160 nucleotides. RefSeq names its product protein jagged-1b-like. Gene Ontology annotation, molecular function: calcium ion binding; protein binding. NCBI's taxonomy places the organism in Eukaryota, Metazoa, Arthropoda, Arachnida, Araneae, Araneidae. The transcript has 21 exons. The record is from RefSeq and is a predicted model, not a curated record. Gene Ontology annotation, cellular component: protein-containing complex; plasma membrane. Bases 443 to 4084 code for a protein of 1213 amino acids. Gene Ontology annotation, biological process: cell communication; multicellular organism development; heterophilic cell-cell adhesion.
GUAAGGUUUCGCGCAGUGCAUCGCCAAGCAAGAGCCACAUGUUUUUGACGUUUCUCAAUUUUAAAAAUUUGUGAAUUGUGUUUGACAACUGUAAUUAGUGAUGUGACAACAUUGGAUAACGAUACCCAUGGGACAUGGAACUGUUUAACGUUAUUUAAAAGUCAUUUUGGUUGUCUUAUUCCUACACAUUUUAUUUGAAGCUGGACUUCGGUUUUGAAUUAUUUUCUUCAAAUAAUUUUGCUGCAUGUUCUUCAUUAUCACUUAAAGACCAGUGUGCAUUUUUUUCACUGCACUGUGAUAAUAUAUCGAUUAAAGAUUGAAUGACUCUUUAUACAUUCUACACCAAGCAUGUGCAAAAUAUAUAAACAAGUUCAGACGCGAUAUUUUUUCAAAUGACUUAAUUUAUCGUCUGGAACCACUGAGGACAUGAACUCUGGCAAGCAUGCCCUCUUUUUAUGUGUGCACGAUUGUUUUAGCUCUUAUUUUGGAGUUAUGUCUCCAAAUUUCUAGCGGGUUUGGUACUUUUGAACUACAGAUUCUUAGUAUCCAGAAUUACCGUGGAGAACUUGCUGACGGUUCGUGUUGUGGUGAUUACCGCGCAAAAGACGGUUCUUGUCCUUUACAAUGUAAUACUGCAUUCCAACUUUGUCUAAAAGAAUAUCAGUCCGAUGUAAAAACUACUGGAGCGUGCACGUUUGGUAAUCAGUCCACUGAAGUAGUUGCUGGUAAUUCAUUUUCUGUUCAAUCUGAGCCUACCAAAGAAGUUAUUCUCCGACUUCCCUUCUCCUUUCGUUGGACGAGAUCAUUCACCUUCAUACUGGAUGCCUUAGAUGUUGUCAAUAAAGAUGUUGUACCAUAUACUGCAAAGAUAAUUGAACGUAAAGUGUAUUCUGGCAUCAUUUUACCUAGCACAGAAUGGCAUAAUCUUCUUUAUACGGGUACAGCAGCGAAAAUUAACUAUCGCAUCCGAGUUAUUUGUGGCCCUUAUUACUAUAAUAGCACUUGUACAGUUUUCUGCAAACCUCGAAACGACAAAUUUGGACAUUACAUGUGCAGUGACAAAGGAGAGAAAAUCUGUUUACCUGGAUGGAAAGGAAACACAUGCGAGGAAGCUGUUUGCAAAGAAGGAUGUCAUAAAGAGCAUGGAUAUUGUGAAAAACCUGGAGAAUGCAUAUGUCGGCAUGGAUGGAAGUCAGAAUUAUGUGAUCAAUGUGUGCCGUAUCCAGGUUGCAAGCAUGGAUAUUGUAAUGGCAGCCCAUGGCAGUGCAUCUGCGACGUUAACUGGGGUGGCAUUAUGUGUGAUCAAGAUUUGAAUUAUUGUGGAAAUCACCAUCCAUGCCAGAAUUCUGGUACUUGUGAAAAUGUUGCCCCAGACGCCUACCGUUGUGUUUGUUCUCAAGGAUUUUCUGGCAAAAACUGUGAAAUUGUUGACAAUCCUUGUAUGAUCAAUCCAUGUUUAAAUGGCGGUACGUGUUCCGAACUUAAUUCAACUUCUAGUUGUGAAUGUACUCCUGGCUGGACGGGAUCUCACUGUGAAAUAAAUAUAAAUGAAUGUGAACCGUCUCCAUGUAGCAAUGAUGGAACAUGUGUCGAUUUAGUGAAUGGCUAUCAUUGUAUAUGCACACCAGGAUGGGAAGGACUAACUUGUGAAAAAGAUGCUGAUGAAUGUGAAUGGAAGCCCUGCAUCAAUGCUAUUGGAUGUCGUAAUCAUGACGGUGAUUAUGAAUGCCACUGUCAAGAUGGAUGGGGAGGGAAAAAUUGCACAUUAAAUAUUAAUGACUGUGUUGGGCAUUGUCAAAAUGGAGCAACCUGUAUUGACUUGGUAAAUGAUUACCAUUGUGCAUGCCUUCCUGGAUUCACAGGCAGAGACUGCCAAACAAACAUAAAUGAAUGUGCCAGUAAUCCUUGCGUAAAUGGCGGAGAAUGUGUCGACUUAAUUUAUGGAUAUCGAUGCAUUUGUCCUGUUGGUUUCAAAGGGGCCGAAUGUCAGAUUGAUGUUGAUUUAUGUAAUCCAAAUCCAUGCAAGAAUGAAGCUUCUUGUUUCAAUAUGAACAGAGACUACUACUGUCAUUGCCCUGAAGGUUUCUUUGGAAAAAACUGUUCUCAUAAACUGAGUGAUUGUGCUCUUCCAUACUGUGAAGAUAUGGACAGUUGCAUUGCAUACGUCGAAUCAAAUUCCUCUCAUACUCAAAUUGUGAGAACUAACGUUUGUGGAGAACACGGAAAAUGUACAAGUGAACCAUUUUCUGAUUUCACUUGUGUUUGUGAUCUGGGCUACACAGGACGUUAUUGUCAUGAAAAUAUUAAUGACUGUGCUUCAUAUCCGUGCCGAAAUGGAGGAACUUGCAUCGAUGGAAUGAAUUCUUAUCAUUGUUUAUGUCGUGAUGGAUGGGAAGGCCCUCAAUGUAAUAUUGAAAAAAACGAAUGUGAUUCUAAUCCUUGCUUGAAUAAUGGAACUUGCAUCGAUGCUGAAGCCGGAUUUUGGUGCACUUGUAAACAGGGUUGGAAAGGGAAAACAUGUAACUUGCGGCAUAGUCAUUGCGAUGUUAAUACAUGUCAAAAUGGUGGUACUUGCCGAGACAUGGGUGAUUCAUUUUAUUGUACUUGUAAUGAAGAAUGGGUUGGUCAUUCUUGUCAUAUACCAAUCAGUCCAAGUUGUCAAUCCAACCCUUGUCAAAAUGGAGGUACAUGUAUUAAUAAAGAAAAUACAUUUUUAUGUAUGUGUCGAGAAGGUUUUGAAGGUCAACAAUGUCAGCACAAUAUAGAUGAUUGUCAGCCUAAUCCUUGUUUUAACGGCGGUCAUUGCAUAGAUGGAAUUAAUUGGUUUAUGUGCGAAUGUACUCCUGGAUUUACAGGACCAGACUGUCGUAUUAAUAUUAAUGAGUGCUCAUCUUCUCCUUGUGCCGAAGGUUCCACGUGCAUAGAUGACAUCAAUGAUUUCAAAUGCAUUUGCCCUCCACUAAAAACAGGAAAAAUCUGUGAUACAGAUAUUAAGAAGACUUGCGAGUUCCAAGGGAUCAUACGUAUGGACGGGAGUCAAUGGGAAUUCGAAUGUAAUACUUGUUUAUGCCAGGAUGGGAAGGUCAUUUGUUCUAGAGUAUCUUGUGAAAAACAAUUAUGCGACCAUCGCGGGAACUUCGGAGACUAUAAUAAACAAUGUUUUGAUGGACAACUAUGUGUACCCUUUUUUACCACACCUUGUUUCACUAAACCUUGUCCUGUUACUGGCAGAUGUUUCUCUGAGGUAAAUGCGAAUUUAUACAUAGAUGAUCAUCUCCCCCUGCACUGCAAGCCAAAUAAAGCCAUUCUCUCAGAUAACUGUGCAAAAUUAUCAGUCAGAUUUUCUGAGACUGUUGUACCAUUGUUUAUCAAUAAUGACAGAAUAUGCCUUGAAAUUCAAAAAUUCAUAUGGUCAAUGGAUUUUGUUGAUAUACCAGUGUUUUCUCAAUGUGCAAUACAAGAAAAUAUGUUGCAACUGAUGGAAGUCACCAUUUCAACAGAUAUUGAGGCUACUAAGGAUACACAGGCUACGUUGAUGAAAGUUGUUCAAAAUUUAGCAGAUUACUUUAGAAAAAAGAAAUUCAACAGUAAUUUUCUAGAAUCUGUACUGGAAGUUAUGACAGAAACAUAUUCUGUUGGAUCUGAAAGAAUCGCGGAGAAUCAGCAGAAAUAUUUGGUCCCUUUCGUAACAUCAUUAUCUAUUGCCAUGCUUGUUGCAGCUGGUGCUUUGGUAAUUAUUUUCAAAGAAAGAUGUUAUCAGAUGAAAAUUUCUUGCUCAUUUUCGAGAUCUGAAGAAACCAGCGAACAAGAGCAUCCAUCAUCAGUUAACAAUCAAAAUGCCGAUAAUUGGAGAAGGUAUUUAAAUAAGCUUCAUUCUCCUCCAGAAUCUGCAACAGUUAAUGAAAGCAUACCUAAAGCAGAUUCUUCAUUUUACCAAGCUCCAGAUAAUAAAUAUAAAACUCUUACUUCUGACACAAAUAAAAAUCGAAAUAUUCCAUUACCUUUUAAAAACAAUUUGCAUAAAAGUGAUUUGACUUCGAUUCAAAGUAAAGAAUGUUAUCCAGAAAACGAAUUAAUCGUUUAAUUUGAACUGCAAUAUUAAAUUAUCUUCAAGAAUUUUAACACACAUUCUACAAUUUUAGGCGUUUCUUCUGUAAUUG